AUGUCUAUCGGUGUGGUGGACUACGAUUCGACGCAAUUCCCGUCACUGAAGCAGUUCGAGCAACAAGUUGUGUACGUCACCGAAGAGACAGUGGGCAACAUUGUCAAGAUACCCUGCGUGUUCAACCACUUGAACGAAUACCGGUCGAGGUUCUAUCGACUUUUACUUGAAGAAGCGAAAUCAGACGUGCGAAUCGCCUACGAAACUACGCUAGGAUCCCAAGGUGCAUUGAAGAUAGCCGUUCAGCGCACGUGGAACGAAAACGGCUGUACAUUUUUCGAAUUUUACGUUCGAAGCGUGGAUAGACCUCCACUUGCUGAUGGCACAGUUGUGUAUCUAAGUUUGUCUGAGUUAAGUAAACCUCGAUCACACACAAAGUGUUGUGCUUCAGUCAUAACGCAGUCGAAUGAACGGUCUAACAAAGUCGAAGCGAGAUUGAUUGAACCCAUCAGCGAAGCAGCUCAUGAUCUAGGCAGUAUAUUGGAAUGUAUACGUGCAAGCUCUGCAAAGCAUCUUUGGGCCAUCCCGGCAACCCGUCUUACGACCCAUACGCGGCACUUUGAUGCGUUGGCCGCACUUCAGGAUACACGAUCACAUUUCCAGCGUUUUCUCAUCAAGCCAAGCAGCUCAAAUGUGGAAGAGCCUGCAAGUUCUGCACUUACGAAGCUUGGACUUGAAAACUCAAAGUUUGCUACCUUACUCAAGUCAACUCUGAAUGAUCCUCAAUUCGAAGCUUUACUUUUAUCGGCACAUCAUGCUACUCGUUUUUCGUGUUCUGAUCACUAUUCCGUACCUUUUUCAUUGAUUCAGGGUCCUCCUGGUACAGGGAAAACAAAAGUCAUCACUAGUUUGGCCAAUGCGCUCCAUUUAUUGCAGUUUCAGUAUUAUUUUGACUCAAUUACAGCAUUGAUCAGUCGCCAGUCGAAGGCACAGGCGCCGUCCAUGAAAAGAAAACGAACUAUGGUGCAUGCCGUUGACACACAAACGCUGAAACCCCGUAUACUGAUAUGUGCUCCUAGUAAUGCCGCGGUCGACAACGUUCUUGAUCGUAUCAUUCACAAUAGAUUCUUGCAGAUGGACGCUUCGCAAUAUUCGCCUGAUGUUAUGAGACUAGUGUCGGGUGAAGCAAACGUCUCGAUGACUGCACAGGCCGUCUCGAUAGAACACCGCGUGAAAAGCCUCGUGGAAAUGUCAGCGGAUGAUUGGAGUGCGUGGUACUCGCGUCAGUAUCAUACUUUUACUACGUCAGAAUUGAAACUAAAGGAGAAAUUUGAAGCACAAUGCGAAGAUGAGCUUUGGGAAUCAAACAUCCUGCAGUUGCAUGAAAUACGUGACAGAGCACUGGGUGAUCUCGCUAGACUGGAAAGACUUCGUCCUCUUCAUGGUGGAUCCGUAGCAGGAGAUCUUCGAAUGAUACGUGAGAUUUCUGAUGAUCUCGCUGCUUCUUUUGUAGACGAAGCAGAAAUCGUAUGCUGCACGCUGACUUCACUGAGUAAGAGGUUCUUUCGAAUUAACUCGAGACCUUUCAAGACAAUCAUAGUCGACGAGGCAUGUCAAGCGAUUGAGCCGGCGACACUAAUCCCAUUAACGAUAUAUAACGCUCACUGCGUACUGGUCGGUGAUCCGCAGCAACUCCCAGCCACUGUCAAAUCAAGAGUCGCGAAAACGGCACGUUAUGAUAGAUCACUAUUUGAGAGGCUGAUGGAAGCUGGAGUGCCAGCAAAGCUACUAAGUAUUCAGUACAGAAUGCAUCCUGAAAUCAGGUGCUUUCCGUCGUGUGUAUUUUAUUCGGGAGCGUUGGUAGACGCGCCGAAGCUUGAUCAGAGCAGGUAUUUGCCAGCUCACAAAUAUUGGCCUUUCAAGCCUUUCAUGGUGUUUGAUGUAGUUCAAGGACAGGAAGAGCGAGCGUCAACUCUGUCACGAUACAAUAAAAACGAGGCAGUCUUCAUCGUGGAUUUACUGGUGAGAUAUCUUACUUUAUUCCCAUUAACUCGCAAAAGCAGACUUGACAUCAUGGUACUGAGUGGUUACAGGGAACAAUGCACACUCGUCCACAGAUUACUUCAGCAGACGUCGAUAGUCAACUGUGUCAAUGUUAGUACCAUUGAUGCGUUCCAAGGUCAAGAAAGCGAUGUGAUUGUUCUAUCGUGUGUAAGAACGUCGGCAACUGACAUUGGUUUUCUUGCGGAUCUGAGGCGCUUGAACGUGGCAAUAACGAGGGCCAGGUGUUCUCUCUGGGUCAUCUGCAAAUGUGAAACCGUGUCGAAAUUCCACAUUUGGCAGCUUUUGUUAAAAAAUGCUAAAGAACGCGGAUGUUACACAACUAGCUUAGACGCAAUAUUUUCAUCAACUAAGGAAACUAAGCGUACUCUGUUCGCUAAAUGUAGUGAUGGUUCGGGGUAA
Molecule: messenger RNA, 2403 nt
Organism: Ostreococcus tauri
Lineage: Eukaryota; Viridiplantae; Chlorophyta; Mamiellophyceae; Mamiellales; Bathycoccaceae
Product: Probable helicase MAGATAMA 3
Exons: 4
Coding region: 1-2403 (800 amino acids)
Molecular function (GO): helicase activity
Source: RefSeq, a predicted model, not a curated record